UACAGAGUGUUCUUGUCUGUAUUUUGAGCCGAUAAGCCUGCUCCUACCACGUUAUAUAUACACCACCAAUCCACAUAGCUUCACGCACAGAUCCAAACAAAAGGAAAAGAGAGAGAAGGAAAAGAAAGGGGCCCCCCCGUGUAAAAGGCCAGAUCAUAAUAUUAACCUCUCUGGUCUUCUUCUUCUGAUCAUUCAUGGCUUCCCGUCUUGUCUCUGUUCCUGUUCUCGUUCUUGUCCUGUCGCUGAUGGUCGGCACUCUUGUCUCGCCGAGGAAGCUGUGCACUGACGACGAGGAAGAAGGGUCUUCUUGUCUGAAUUCUGGGGUUUUGUCGCGGCAGCGGGCGGAUAUAGUGAGGGGACUUCCCGGUCAGCCUCCGGUUAAGUUCCGGCACUACUCCGGUUAUGUCACCGUCAAUGAAACUCGUGGAAGAGCACUGUUCUAUUGGUUCUUUGAAGCCACUCGCCAUCCCAGCAGAAAACCUCUCCUCCUUUGGCUAAAUGGAGGGCCGGGAUGUUCAUCGAUCGGAUACGGGGCAUCAGAGGAGCUUGGACCGUUCUUCCCUCAGAAGGAUCAGCCUAAUCUUAAGUUCAACCGAUAUAGUUGGAAUAAAGCGGCAAAUCUGUUGUUCUUGGAAUCUCCGGUCGGAGUUGGAUUUUCGUACACUAACACCAGCAGUGACAUCGGUGAACUCGGAGACACAGUCACAGCGAGAGAUUCGUACAAUUUCCUCGUCAACUGGUUCAAGAGAUUCCCGCAGUACAAGUCCCACGACUUUUACAUUGCCGGAGAAAGCUAUGCCGGGCAUUACGUCCCACAGCUCGCGGAGCUCAUCUACGAGGAGAACAAGAAUGCGCCCAAGAAAGAUGUCAUAAAUCUCAAGGGCUUGAUGAUAGGGAACGCGUUGUUGGACGACGAAACGGAUCAGAAAGGGAUGAUAGACUACGCGUGGGACCAUGCGGUGAUAUCGGACGGAUUGUACGAGAGAGUGAAGAAGGGCUGCGAUUUCAGACAAGAUCAGCGCCCAUCCAAGGAGUGUUCGAACGCAUUGGAUGAGUACUUCGAAGUGUACAAAAUCAUCGACAUGUACAGCUUAUACACUCCCACAUGCGUAUCCAACGACAGCUCGGCCCGAAACCUUCCAGCUCUCCGAGGGCUCUUUCGUCCACUCUUCGUUUCGCAGCACCAGGGGGGUUGGCGUAGGAUGGCAGCAGGGUACGAUCCAUGCGCCUCGGACUACACGUCAAAGUACAUGAACAGACCAGAUGUUCAAAAGGCUCUUCACGCCAAUGUUACCAAAAUCUCCUACCCUUGGUCUCACUGCAGUAGCGUGGUCUCGUUCUGGGGAGAUGCUCCUGCUUCCAUUCUUCCUACCUUAAGAAAGCUCGUGGAGGCUGGUCUACGAACCUGGGUCUUCAGUGGGGAUACUGACGGAAGAAUACCGGUGACGUCGACAAGAUACUCGUUGAAGAAGCUUGGUCUGAAGAUUGUUCAAGACUGGACUCCUUGGUACUCCAAACUCCAGGUGGGAGGGUGGACGGUGGAAUACGAGGGGCUGACGUUCGUGACGGUGAGAGGGGCAGGGCAUGAGGUUCCGACGUUCAAACCAAGCGAAGCUCUUCAGCUCCUCGUCCAUUUUCUCGACAACAAGAAGCUCCCAACGCUUCCCUUCUGAAUAUUCCCAUCUUUGAUCUCCUCCAUGUUUUUUUUUAAAAUCUCUGUAUGAUUUCAUUUAGGUUAUUAUUGAGAAAAUAAUAAAAAACACACACACAUGGAUAAACUGAUAAAAGCCAUUCGAACUGUAUAUAGUUUAUAUUUUUAA
Tarenaya hassleriana is the source of this 1820-nucleotide messenger RNA. RefSeq names its product serine carboxypeptidase-like 34. The record is from RefSeq and is a predicted model, not a curated record. The coding region runs from base 195 to 1673 and encodes 492 amino acids. Gene Ontology annotation, molecular function: serine-type carboxypeptidase activity. The transcript has 10 exons. Gene Ontology annotation, cellular component: vacuole. Gene Ontology annotation, biological process: proteolysis. NCBI's taxonomy places the organism in Eukaryota, Viridiplantae, Streptophyta, Magnoliopsida, Brassicales, Cleomaceae.